CCUCUUUCUCUUUCUCUCUCUAGCCGAAAAAUAUCUCUUUAUCGAAACGGCAACUUUCUCUCUCUACCUUACCCUUCCAUCAUUCCGGCCUCCUUACAUGCCGCCCCACCAUGGCGCCCUCCACGGCGGCGGACCCGCCUCCGGCCACCGGCACGGCGGCGGCUCUUUGCCUUCGCCGCCGCCGCCGAAGCAGAACCCGAAGCUGCUCUCCCUCCUCCUGAAGGCCAUAAUCAUGAUCCUGAUAACCACCCUCUUCUUCCUCUUCCUCGGCCUCGCCGCCAUCAUCCUCCUCCUCCUCUGCCUCGCCGGCGGCCUCCUCCACCGCCGCCACCAGAUCGACCUCCCGCCUCCCCCCGGCGGGGCGCUGCCCCCGCGCGACCUCAAGCGGCUCCCCAAAUUCAGGUACCCGAAGAGCGGGGCGCAGGGCCAGGGCCAGCACGAUCAAGGCUUUUCCGAUUGCGCGGUGUGUUUGGACGAGUUCAGUCAGGGGCAGUGGUGCAGGAAGCUGGUCGGGUGCGGCCACGUCUUCCAUAAGAGCUGCGUGGACACUUGGCUCGUCAAGGUCGCCGCUUGCCCGGUUUGCCGGUCGCCGGUCCGAGCCCAGGUGGGGUCCACGGGGCCUGGGAUCGACGGGCGAGAUUGCAAGCAGCUCUGGGCUUUCGGUAGAGAGACGCCCAUUUGAGGGGGUUCGGUUAGAUUGUGGUCGCACGUUGAAAAAUUGGAUCUUUGUUCUUUUCGGGCAAUGAAAUAUGAUGUCCUGGCCUGGAUUGUCAACUGCAGCAAUUUUGUUCUUUCCUACUUUGUUCCCUCAAGUUGUUCUGGGAUUAGUUUAAUUGUGUUUGGUUAGCUAGAAAGGAAAAGUCCCAGUGCAGUUGGAGGUUUUGGUUUUGAAUAAGAUGCUGUCCCAGUUGAAUGUUCCGGCUUCUAGUUAUUAGGUGUGGAGCUUAACUUUUCAUGCUUUUGUAGGUUUUCUCCAUAGUUUUUGGUUCACAGUCUUUGUACAGUGCUUGUUUUGGUUUUGUCGCACAAAGAUGCAGCUGCAGUAGGAAGCUUGCUAGGCUGACUGAUGUGCCUUAUCGGACUGGAAGAAAAUUUAGAAUUGAACCGAUAUUUGCAAAAGGAUCAGAGGGGCAAUGCUAGGUGACUGGUUUUAUACCAAAGUUGUACUCUAGUAUGUGAACAAUGCAAGUAGAACGGUCCUCAUCUUUGGGCUUUCAGAGUUUAACUGUUACUCUUGUGGACUGUCUAUUCUGCGGAUUGUUGAUCAGACUUAAACUUGCUAUGCUACGUUGGCGUGAACUUCCUAGAAAUGUUUUCUGAUUGCGAAUUAAGACACAUUAUAAUAUAAUUUGUAUUGGACUA
Messenger RNA from Eucalyptus grandis, 1362 nucleotides. RefSeq names its product RING-H2 finger protein ATL56. Lineage: Eukaryota; Viridiplantae; Streptophyta; Magnoliopsida; Myrtales; Myrtaceae. The record is from RefSeq and is a predicted model, not a curated record. The coding region runs from base 98 to 682 and encodes 194 amino acids. The transcript has a single exon.